Molecule: messenger RNA, 1729 nt
Organism: Eruca vesicaria subsp. sativa (arugula)
Lineage: Eukaryota; Viridiplantae; Streptophyta; Magnoliopsida; Brassicales; Brassicaceae
Source: the annotation of a GenBank genome assembly
AGACUUUCAGAGAUUCUAGGGUUCUUCUUUUCCCCUGUCCCAAUCAAAUUCGUGGUUUUUUUUUUGUUCCCAAUCCAGUUUUUUGAUUUUGUAAUCUGUGGAGCUUAGAUUACAAGAAUCGUAACUUCUCGCAUUACAAAGAGAAUGUACACUAAUGGAAGCUCUAAUCCUUCACCAGGAAAUUGCCCUCCUAACCAGAUUCAUCUGCCUCAUUUGCAACCGUUUCCUCCUCCUCCUCCUCAGGUUCAGCAGUAUAACUCUCAUCUUCCACCUGUUUCAAUGUUGCCUCCUCCACCACCGUUACCUCCUGGUGCCACACCACCCUCACAAGCUUUCCCUAAUCAGUUCCACCCAAGUUUCCCACUUUCUUUUCCUCUGAAGAGCUUGGAGCCUCCUGGGAUGCCUCUUCCUCCUCCUCCUCCUCCUUCUUCAUCCCCACUCUUUGCAGACACUACUUGUGUUAAACCUGAAUCUGCACAUGGUGAAACCGUAUCUUUAAAUGGCAGAGCUCUUGACGUUGAAAAAUCUGUUGUUGAAGACGCUGGAUCUACAAAAGAUACUUCUGUCCGUUGUAUUGGUGGUUCUUCUUCACCACAUGAGAAGGCAGAGCAUGGUUCUCCUUUAUAUGAUGAUCCUGACAUUGAGAUGGAAGAUGAUAUAACACUGCCUGAGAAUGAGCCUCUCAACGACGGUUCUGAUCAACUUCACACCGUCUAUUCAAAUACAGAACAGCAGCCUUCACAACUUGUUUCAACUGAAACCAAUUCUGUCACAGGCACUGCAAUGAAUGUUGAAACAAACCCUCCUGUAGAUGAUGGUUCCAGACAAGCUUCUUCCUCGCCUUACUCCGGAAGAGCCAAGAUUGUUCCCGUUGGUGACAUGUAUGAUCCCUUCGUAGACAGCUUCGAACCAACACCAGUGAAACAAGACUGUGUUCAGGAGCAAGAACCAGUCAGCGACUCGUACACUCUACCAAAAGCAAGCAUUUCCUCAAACACACAAGUUAAUAAGGAAGAAAACAACCAAGGUGCCCUAAAUGAGUUUGACACGGCAGCUCAGGUCAGUGUCUCCUCCAACAAACCACCUGACGUCGAAGAAAACACCACGGGGAAUGAUAUUGGACCAGUGGUUUCUGGAGAUAACAGCCAUGAGACUUUGACUCCAAACUCCCAUAACGAGAAUCCAGACGCGUAUAACAAUGUAGCUGAAGAUGUUAGCACGAGGAAAAAGUCUCGAGGGGAUGUAAAGGAGAAAGAUUCGUCAAGGUCCAUGAAGCUUUUCAAGGUGGCGCUAACGAAGUUCGUGAAGGAUCUUCUGAAGCCAUCUUGGAGGCAAGGGAAUAUGAGCAAAGAGGCGUUCAAGACUAUUGUGAAGAGAGCGGUGGAUAAAGUUUCGAAUUCAAUGGAAGGUCGUCGUGUACCAAAGUCAAAAGCUAAGAUCGAUAAGUACAUUGAUAGUUCACGGGACAAGCUGACCAAACUCGUCAUGGGGUAUGUAGAUAAGUAUGUCAAAGGAUAGAAGAUAAGAGAAGAGAAUCAUGUGACACGGCUUUGCUGCUGCUUGAAGAAGAACUAAUGUUCUACAUUUUUGUCUUGUUUGAAAACAAUGAAUGUUUAUACAGAAAGGUUCUUCGGUUGUGAUUUUCUACGAUUAUGAAGUCACUGGUAACAUUUUAUGACUCUCAACAUUUUGUGUACAUGAAGAACCAACUAGAUAAAAACUAUUGUAA